Impatiens glandulifera is the source of this 1353-nucleotide messenger RNA. RefSeq names its product transcription factor MYB98-like. The record is from RefSeq and is a predicted model, not a curated record. The coding region runs from base 1 to 1353 and encodes 450 amino acids. The transcript is spliced from 3 exons. NCBI's taxonomy places the organism in Eukaryota, Viridiplantae, Streptophyta, Magnoliopsida, Ericales, Balsaminaceae. Gene Ontology annotation, biological process: regulation of DNA-templated transcription. Gene Ontology annotation, cellular component: nucleus. Gene Ontology annotation, molecular function: RNA polymerase II cis-regulatory region sequence-specific DNA binding; DNA-binding transcription factor activity, RNA polymerase II-specific.
AUGGAGAUUGAAGUAAAAUCAAGAGAUGAAGAUCAAGAACAUGAUCAAUAUCUCUUUUCCACCUUCCAACAAAAUCCAUCUCCUCUUCUACUCCUUCCAAACAUAUAUCCAAAGCUUGAAACUAUGGAAUUAGACCACUUCUCCUCCCCCAUCACUAAGCCUCCAUUUAUCUUCCAAGACUUCCACCACUCCUCAUUUGCUUAUGGAUCUUCAUCUUCAUCAUCCUCCUCGUCGUCAUCAUCUCUACCCGCGUUGCAAACCUCGUGUUUUGAUCCUUUCGAUCCGUUUCCAAAUAUACCCUUAUCUCUCGAUGAUCAUGAUAUCUUUUAUAGCGAGUUCAAGCCAUUUAACAACAAUAACAACAUAAUGGGAGGCCAUUUUCAAACCCUACAACGAGGUAUCCAUGAAGAUCAUGUGAUGGAAUCCGACCAUACCUUUAUGGAUCCAUACGACGAUCAAGAUCCAAUGGACAUGAUCACUAAGCCAAGGAUGAUGAUGAACUUUGUGAUACCCGACGAGGGAUCAUGUGUAACUGCAACAGAUCAGAACAAUAACCGGUUAUACUUGGAAGAUGGUGGUAGAGACAAGGGAGAUGGCAGUCGAGGUUCCAUGUUAGCUAUUAUGCCGCCACCUAGGAGGGCAAUGAAGGCUCGGAAGAAGUCUAAUUCGAUCAAAGGCCAAUGGACUAUUGAAGAAGACAGGCUUUUGAUACAAAUGGUGGAGAAAUUUGGAGUUAGAAAAUGGUCUCAUAUUGCUCAAAAGCUUAAAGGAAGGAUUGGUAAGCAAUGUAGAGAAAGAUGGCACAACCAUCUUAGGCCUGAUAUCAAGAAGGAUAUAUGGAGUGAAGAGGAAGAUAGGAUUCUAAUCACGGCCCAUUUAGAAGUGGGCAACAAAUGGGCCGAGAUAGCGAAACGACUAUCGGGCCGGACAGAAAACUCGAUAAAGAAUCAUUGGAAUGCAACAAAGCGUCGCCAAUACUCACGUAGGAAAUGUCGGUCCAAACAUCCUAAGCCGAGUUCUCUUCUUCAAAACUAUAUCAAAAGCCUUAACCCGCCGGUUUGCAUGAUCAACCCGACAGCUGAUAACAACAACACGAUGAGACACGAUUAUGAGUUACCUACUGUGGAACUGACACCGACUGAUCCGUGCCAUGCGGUGAUGAAUAAUUACUUUGAUGAAUUUGACACAUUCGAUGCAAAGAUGGAGAUGAUGAUGAUGGACGAGAUUGUGCUACCCGAGUUGGAUCAUGAACAGAUUGACUUAGCUGCGAUGUUGCAGCCCUUGGAUCAGGUGGUGAUACAGAAGGAAAUGGAUUUGAUUGAGAUGAUUUCUCUUGUCAACAAUAAUAAUUGA